AAUUUUUAUAAUUACUUUGUAAGGAUGAAAAUUUGUGUAAAUAUGAUAAGUUAAGGGGUAUGUUUGUGUUAUUUUUCCCAAAAAAAAAAAAAAAAGUCGACCCAUUCUCGUUAACUGCACUCUAACAUGGGCCACAAAGAAAGAGAAGCCCAAGUUCGGCCCAUUCUCAGAAAAUCCAAAAGGUGAGGCAAAACCGUCAUUGACUUCAGUGAAGCUGCAAUCCAUGGCGGCUUAAUCGAAAACCUUGUACUCCUCCAUUGAUCUUCUCUUUCCCUUUUUGCUUUUGCUGCUAAUGGCGUCCACACUAACUCGCAGAUUUACUACCAAAUUUCUCAAAAAUCCUUCUUCUUUUUUAUUUCUCAGAAAUCCCCAAAUUAACCCUAAACUCUCAACCCCUUUUGUCCACUCUCAAAAUCACCCACCAUUUCUCGGGAUAAUCAGAAACUCCAUACCCAAUUUGAACAACAUGGAUUUUCAACCACAUGGAUUUCCAGGGAAGAUGAAUUAUCGAAAUCCUUCAUCGCUAAAUUUGAGAUAUUUUUCAUCUGGUAAUGGUAGUGAAAACCCUAAAAACCCGACUGAGUACCCGAGUGAAAACCCGGAAUUUAAGCACCAGGAGAUCACAGGCCCAACGGUUGAUCGCGACGUUACGCCACUCGCAAAUGAGACCCGCGAAGUGCUUGAGAAAAUGCUUAAGACAAUGUACAGUUUGAGCAAAGCAUUUGCUGUACUGGGGCUUAUUCAGCUUGGUUUAGGAGGUUGGAUUACGUAUACGACGCAGUCGUCGCCGAUGCCUGAGAUUUCAAUACAGAGUUUUCUGGCAUUUGGGUUGCCGUUUUCGUUGGCAUUCAUGAUGAGAAGAUCGUUGAAGCCGAUUUACUUCUUUAAGAAAAUGGAAGGACAAAGUAGGUUGCAGAUUUUGACACUUGCUCUUCAGACUGCUAAGCAAUUGAAUUUGUUGUUUGUUCGCGUUCAAGGUGUUACUUACUCUUGUGUUGCUGUUACUUCCCUUGGAUUGAUACUUGUUGUAUUCUCUAGAUUGAGUAAUUAGUUAUCUGCUACUUUAAAUACGUCGAUAAGGAAGCUGAAUAAGAGUUGCCAAUUUUCGAUUUGAAACAGAAGCUUUGUUGAUUGUGAAGUUCGUUGUUGCCCGGCAAUUUAAGUAGUUGCAAGAAGUGUUUGAUGUUGUAUCUGUGAGCAGAAUACCGAUCAAGAUUAAAUUUUCUGCGUAAGCUUUAGCAGUGACUUCUGCAAUCCCAUGUUGAGUAAAAAGAAAAGCUAUCAUACUUCCGUUUUGAUAGAGAUAUUUGGUCCACUCCUGAUCUUUAGAUUUUAAACAGAAGCUUUGUUGACUGACAAGUUUUUGUUGUUCCGCGAUUUACGUAGCUGGAAGAAGUAUUUGAUCCUGAAUCUGUAAGCAUAAUAUUGAUCAAGAUUAGAUUUUCUCGGAAAGUUGUACCGAUUUGACUUCUUCAAUUCAAUGUUGAAUACAAAAGAAAAUCUAUCCUACCUUUGUUUUUGCUAUGU
This is a messenger RNA of Capsicum annuum, 1527 nucleotides long. RefSeq lists its product as uncharacterized. The coding region runs from base 293 to 1051 and encodes 252 amino acids. The record is from RefSeq and is a predicted model, not a curated record. NCBI's taxonomy places the organism in Eukaryota, Viridiplantae, Streptophyta, Magnoliopsida, Solanales, Solanaceae. The transcript has a single exon.